This is a messenger RNA of Solanum stenotomum, 1077 nucleotides long. Its product is annotated as formin-like protein 3. The record is from RefSeq and is a predicted model, not a curated record. The transcript has 3 exons. The coding region runs from base 57 to 857 and encodes 266 amino acids. NCBI's taxonomy places the organism in Eukaryota, Viridiplantae, Streptophyta, Magnoliopsida, Solanales, Solanaceae.
UUCUUAUUCUCAGGUCUCAAUGCUUGUAGCUGCCUACCAGAGCUCAAGAGACUAUCAUGGAUUCAAGAAGCAGCAUUAUGAAAUUCUACAUUCUUGCAGCCUUAAGCACAUAUCAAAUGCUAGUAGCCUCAAGUCCCUUUGGUUUAAGUGAUAGAGCCAGGAUUACUCCUAGCCUUGGACGUUACCAGCGUUUACGACUCCUCCAGGUUGAAUCAACUAGUCCAAAAAGCUCUUUUCCAUAUGGAACUUAUACUUCUCCUCCUCCUCCUCCUCCUCCUCCUCCUCUUCUUUCAAGAGUUGUACCACCAGUUAGUCCUCAAAUCAACUCUCCUCCAUUGGGGAUAUCCACUCCUCCUACUCCUUUGAAGUCCGUGCCACCGAGUCCACAAAACUCAUCUCCAUAUGGGACAAUCACUCCUCCUCUUACUCCUGGUGCUAUGCCAACACUUUUACUUCCCACUCUUCCACCACCAUCUCCAACUGCACAAACCCCACAGCAUAAUGCACCUAAGCCACCAACAGUUAAUCAGCCACCACCAAAUAGUAGUCAUUCAUCAUCACCACCUCCUUCUAAGAAACCUGAAAAUGUUGUUUGGUGUGUGGCUAAGCCAACGGUACCAGCAGACUUGAUUCAGCAGGCAUUGGACUAUGCUUGUGGUUCUGGUGCUGGCUGUGAUGCCAUACAACCCAAUGGGGCGUGUUACCAGCCGACUACUCUGCUUUCUCAUGCUUCUUAUGCUUUCAAUAGCUACUGGCAGAAAAAGAAGCAGGGUGGAGGAACUUGUGACUUUGGAGGCACUGCCAUGCUAGUCACUGUUGAUCCAAGUUAUGAUCAGUGUCGUUUCACGUACAACUGAUCUUGGAAGACAACACUUGAGAUCAAGAGGACUGUACAACAAUGCCAUGUCCAAGACCAGACGUAAACGAUGUUUUUUGCAUAUGUUAUUUUUAUUUACUACAAAAGGACUAAUAAGACUCUAGUAGCUUUUUUGUUUCUUUGUGCUUCUUUAAUGUAGAGGAACUCUAUGGUGAUGUACUGCUACUUCACAAUUUAUAUGAAACAUAAUUCAAUUAAAC